UGUGUAGCCCUGGCGUAUAAUUGCCAUCCCUGCUCGCGCAAAUGCGAAAGAAGUUAGCACACAAAAAUCUGUUAAAAACUAUUGUUAAACGAUUGAAGAUCCAAUAAUAUGUCAUACCGCAAGUGCUAGCAACUGGGGAAACCCAAUCCGAACGCGUCCAACGUGCAAAAGUUCAAUGCGAGUUCGAAAAACAAAGGAACGCGACACGCAGCAGUAGAAAGCAAUACUUUUUGAAGAGAACCCAGAAAGCUGUCCCAUAAAUGCUUUUGCCAUACUGACCAAUCCGGAAUCGAUAGCACCAUUGGCUUAAAAUGAACCCAUCCGAGCUGCGCAUGAUGUGGAUGAGUAGUCAGUACAACUCGGAGCGCAUUACACUGGAGGAUGCGGCCACUCUGCUGGGUCAUCCCACUGUUGGACUCUCUGUCAUGGAGGACCUCUCCGCCCAUCAGCCAACUUUGGACAUGAAUCCGAUGAUGAGCCUAAUGGGGGGAGAUUUCACUGGUCAAGCGGCGGCGACUGCUGCGGCACUGGGUGUACAGCCGGGCACCCUGAUUGCCACCAACUCGAACAACCUGUACGGAUUUGCCCACAUGGGCGGCCUGCAGCAGCAACUGCUCCAGCAGUCGGCGGCGGCGGCAGUCUUCCAGAACUAUGCGGAGGCAAUGGAUAACGAUGUGGAGAACGGCAUGGUUGGCAUGGCCAUGGAGGCGGUCGUGGACGAUGACGACCAAGUGUACGGUCAGAGGGACAAUAACUUUGAUGAUAAUGGAUCCGAGUUGGAGCCCAAGCAAGAGAUUAUCAACAUCGACGACUUUGUGAUGAUGAACGAGGACAAUAAUUCGUACGAUGGCACCGACUUUAUGACCUCCUCCGAUAAGGACAUUUCGCAGUCCUCCUCCUCCUGCAUGGCACAGAUGCCCGGAAGCUUGGGCGUCCCUGGAGUCGAGCACGAUCUUUUGGUUCCACUGCCCGAUGGCCUGCUGCACCACAAGCUGCUGGGCACAACUCUGGUCCCUGCGAUGGGUACGCUAAAUGGCAAUGCCUUUGGCAACAUAAUGGUCAGCACUGAAAACACAUCCAGCAAGCAAAUGCAGCGCACCUAUAGUACGGCCAAGGGAGCCAAUUCCACCGCAACCACCGCCACCUGCAGUGCCUCCACGUCCUCCGCAUUGCGAUCACAGCGCAAGACGCGCAAGAUCGAGCCCGUUAACAGGCCAGGACUGGUGCUGAAGACACCCAUCGCCUACAGGGGCAACAUUGACCCUUCGGUGAUCCCCAUACAGAAAGAUGGCAUGGCUGUCUGUAAACGUUGUGGCGCCAUUGGAGUGAAGCACACAUUCUACACAAAAUCGCGACGUUUUUGCAGCAUGGCCUGUGCCCGAGGCGAACUAUAUUCGUUGGUACUUAACACUAAGAUGGAGGGAGACCAGGCAACCACUAGUUCCCCGGAUCCUGGAGCGGGUUCGGAGUCAGCCGAUUUGCCUGGCGAUCAGCAACAGUCGCAGUCGGAUAUUGAGCUCGAUCUGCAUGCGGCGCACAUUAAGAAUGCGAAUUAUCGUUUUCGCAUUACGGAUCAAUCAAAGAUUACCCAGUUGAAUAGCUUCGGCGAACCCAUGUCAAUGGGCGGCGACGCAGCUGCCAAUAAUGUACAAAUGGCAGCAGAUGAAACAAUUGCUGCGUUAAACGGCGGAGCAGUGGGCGAUGCCACUGCUCCGGGCAGCACCGAGGAGGGUGCAUCCACACCCAAUUCUUAUCUGAGCGCAGCACCCACGCCCAAGGCCUUGCGACUUUUUAAGGACAUCUACCCACAGGAUGACCUGCCGCAAAUACCCAAAUACGAGCGCCUUCCCGUACCGUGUCCGCAAAUGGAGAAGAUAAUCAGCAUUCGGCGGCGCAUGUAUGAUCCCACACACUCCUACGACUGGUUGCCCCGCCUUAGCAAGGAGAACUUCAAUGCGGCACCCGUCACUUGUUUUCCUCAUGCACCCGGUUGCGAGGUAUGGGACAAUUUGGGCGUGGGCAUGAAGGUUGAAGUGGAAAAUACGGAUUGCGAUAGCAUCGAAGUGAUCCAACCGGGUCAGACUCCUACCUCGUUUUGGGUGGCCACCAUCCUGGAAAUCAAAGGCUAUAAGGCCUUAAUGAGCUACGAGGGUUUCGAUACGGACUCGCACGACUUCUGGGUGAACCUCUGCAAUGCCGAGGUGCAUUCGGUGGGUUGGUGCGCCACUCGGGGCAAGCCAUUAAUUCCGCCCCGCACCAUCGAGCACAAGUACAAGGACUGGAAGGACUUUCUGGUGGGACGUUUAUCCGGAGCCCGCACCCUUCCCUCCAACUUUUACAACAAAAUCAACGACAGCCUCCAGUCGCGCUUCCGCCUUGGCCUGAAUCUCGAGUGCGUGGACAAGGAUCGCAUUUCGCAGGUGCGCCUGGCCACCGUCACCAAAAUCGUGGGAAAGCGCCUCUUCCUGCGCUACUUCGAUUCCGACGACGGCUUUUGGUGUCACGAGGACUCGCCCAUCAUCCAUCCAGUUGGCUGGGCAACCACAGUAGGCCAUAAUCUGGCUGCACCGCAGGACUAUCUGGAGCGCAUGUUAGCUGGUCGCGAAGCCAUGAUUGAGGUUCAUGAGGACGAUGCCACAAUCGAGUUGUUUAAGAUGAACUUCACCUUCGACGAAUACUACAGUGACGGCAAAACCAAUAGCUUUGUGGAGGGCAUGAAGCUGGAAGCGGUGGAUCCACUCAACCUUUCAUCCAUAUGCCCGGCUACAGUAAUGGCGGUUCUUAAGUUCGGAUACAUGAUGAUACGCAUUGAUUCCUACCAACCGGAUGCCUCAGGGUCGGAUUGGUUCUGUUACCAUGAAAAGAGUCCGUGUAUCUUUCCGGCUGGAUUCUGUUCCGUCAACAACAUUUCGGUUACCCCACCGAACGGCUACGACUCUCGUACAUUCACCUGGGAGGGUUACCUCCGCGACACGGGAGCCGUAGCCGCUGGCCAGCAUCUAUUUCAUCGGAUUAUUCCCGAUCAUGGAUUUGAGGUGGGUAUGAGUCUGGAGUGUGCAGAUCUCAUGGAUCCCCGACUCGUUUGCGUGGCCACGGUGGCGCGAGUGGUUGGUCGACUACUCAAGGUUCACUUUGACGGAUGGACGGAUGAGUACGACCAGUGGUUGGAUUGCGAAUCAGCCGAUAUAUAUCCAGUCGGAUGGUGUGUACUGGUCAACCAUAAGCUAGAGGGCCCACCGAGAGUAGCACAUCAGCAGGCCCCGAAACCGGCACCAAAGCCCAAAAUACAGCGAAAGCGAAAGCCCAAAAAGGGAGCAGCGGGAGGCAAAACUCCAACCGAUAAUAAUACUCAGUCGGUCAAAUCGCGUACAAUUGCGCUCAAGACCACGCCGCACUUACCCAAGCUGAGCAUCAAGCUGGAGCUAAAGCCGGAGCAUCACAAUGCUGCCUUUUACGAGAACAAUCAGCCCGAGGAGGAAGGCGACGAGGAGGAUCCCGAUGCGGAUGGCGAUGGAGACGGAAGCACCAGCCACAUCUCCGAGCAGUCAACGACACAGUCGUCCAGUGAUCUGAUCGCUGGAUCGGGCAGUGGAAGUGGGUCCGCCUCGCUGGUAACUCUCGCCACGGGCAGUAACAAAACGGUAAAGAAAUCUACUACUAAAUCUCCUGCGCCACCAACUGUGGGUCGCAAAGCCACUAGCUACAUUGCGAACUCCUCUGCGACGAAUAAUAAGUACAUUCCGCGUCUGGCCGACAUCGAUUCGAGUGAACCUCACUUGGAGCUGGUGCCGGAUACAUGGAACGUGUACGACGUAUCCCAGUUCUUGCGGGUGAACGAUUGCACAGCCCACUGUGACACGUUCAGCCGGAACAAGAUCGACGGAAAGCGACUCCUGCAGCUGACCAAGGACGAUAUCAUGCCACUGUUGGGCAUGAAGGUGGGCCCAGCACUGAAAAUUUCCGACCUUAUUGCACAGCUUAAGUGCAAGGUUAAUCCGGGCAGAGCCAGAUCCCACAAGACCAACAAAUCACCGUUUUUAUAGUGCGCGGAUUUUAGUUUUUUCAAAGCAAAACGAAAGUUAUCACCGAUAGAACACACACACACACUUUUAUACGUGUACACUACUGCGUAUGCAUAUAUAAUAUAUAUAUAUAUAUAUAUAGAUAUAUAGAUAUUGAAGUAUUUUGUUAGCACUGGAAAUCGAAACACAAACGUUGCCUAGAAUGGAUCAACCAUCCAUGAUACAAUUGUAUAACUAACUCAAGUCUCACAGCGCGUUAUUUUAUACCGAUUAAAUUGUAAACCGUAGACCUUAGGCGUACGCUCAUGUUAUAUCAGUCAGAGUUCUAUAUCAACAAUUGUAUAAAGAUGAUUGAAUUGAUGACAGUGACUUUUUUUAAAUCACGCAUAUUUUUAUAAAAAUAAGAGUAAUAACAAUGCAUGCAACACAUGUAUUCACAUGAAUAUAUGGGGAGAUUGCAUAGCAUGGGCUUGUACAGUGUACAUAAAAUAAGCCGUCGCCGAUUAUAUAGGACCCAAGAAUAUCAUAUUUUAUAUAGAAGCAAGCGCAAGCAAAUAACCCAGGCAGCAUGCCCUCAACUUUCAGUCGUAAACGGAGCGAUUGGAAGUCGCUCCUAGUCUGUAAGAUCCACGAUUAACUAGCCGCUCUCUCCUUCGGUUAACUUCGUUCCGGUGUCACACAUCUCUGCAAGGAGGGCAUUAUUGGUGUAAGGCAAACUUUUGAAGAAGGCAACCUUAAUGAUAAAAUAUGUAUUUAGAUAUCCCUAAGGUACCAGCUAAUGUCAAGAUACUUUAAUAAAACCGAAUUCAAAAUUGCAAGUAUUG
This is a messenger RNA of Drosophila melanogaster (fruit fly), 4846 nucleotides long. RefSeq names its product Scm-related gene containing four mbt domains (gene Sfmbt). Gene Ontology annotation, biological process: heterochromatin formation; regulation of DNA-templated transcription. Gene Ontology annotation, molecular function: zinc ion binding. Lineage: Eukaryota; Metazoa; Arthropoda; Insecta; Diptera; Drosophilidae. Bases 312 to 4043 code for a protein of 1243 amino acids. The record is from RefSeq and is marked reviewed. The transcript is spliced from 8 exons. Gene Ontology annotation, cellular component: nucleus.